CAAGGUGCUGGCCCCAGCAUCUACUGAUAGACCUUUUCACGCCCCUUCCUCGUGUUAUGAUGCUGUGUCGUGCAUAUGCAGCUCAGCUUCUGAGGUCCAAGCGUGCCGAUGCCGUUCAGAUGAUGCAGCGGUCAUCGCAUCAUCUCUGCUCGAUCUACGGCGGUGUUCUCUUUACUCCGGAUCCGAAAUACUUGAGAAAAUCUAGAAGCGGUCUGAUCUUUAGCAGGAGUCAACGGGAAUUCACUUCGUCAUCUGUUCCUCCAUUCGUGGGGACUGAGUUGGCGGUGUGAUAGAACGUUCUUCUACGUUCUGUGUCGCUGAAACGACCCGCCGAAUAUAUAUUGGAUUUAUUGGCGUGCUUUGUGACGUUUCUGGAUGUCUUUGCUUGUAACGAGCGGCCACCAUCACAGCGACAUACGGCGAACGUCCAUACUUAUCCUUGCCGUCGUACCGAGGCGAUGAUCCUUGGUGCUUGUUGGUGGCCUCGCAAUAUGUACCAAUGGUUAGUUCCUCAAACUACGGUCUACCUUUUCACAAAGCACCAGGU
Molecule: messenger RNA, 547 nt
Organism: Postia placenta MAD-698-R-SB12
Lineage: Eukaryota; Fungi; Basidiomycota; Agaricomycetes; Polyporales; Adustoporiaceae
Exons: 1
Coding region: 60-290 (76 amino acids)
Source: RefSeq, a predicted model, not a curated record